AAGCAAGCUAUCUAAGGGAAUUGGGAAUUGGAAAUUAGUGGGCACCAAACUACAAUAUACCCCAAAGGGACACAAAUGAAAUGGGAAUUGAGAAAAAAAGGACUGCCAACUGCCCAGCCUAUGAGUAUUUGCCUUUUACUGUUUUAUUCAGUUCUGCUUAAUUAUGUGUGUGUGUGAUGCAUGAUAAGCUGCUUUUUGAUGCAUUACUAUGUUGACUAGCCCCAUACUUGAUACCAUUAUAUCAACCCCACCACGUACCCCCCCCCCCUCCCCUCCCCUUUCUCACUACCACCACCUUCUCCUUCUCUCUAUUCCUAUUUUCUUCUGCUUUGGCUUGCCUCUCGAUCUCACUGUAUAUCACAAUUAGGGUUUAAUAUUUCUUCUCCAAUGGGUUUGUGUCUACUAUCUCAUCUUAGCUUCCAUACCAUCACAGGAAGAGCAUGAUGUGAGUAGUGAUAUGAUGAUCAUAUCAUAUAUAUAUCCUCACCUCGUACACAGUGAAAAAUCCUAAGAUGAACAUCAUGUUUGGCUUUGGAAUCUAAAAAGUUUCUGAGUUUUACAAAGCAACAUGCAGAGUGGCUUUCUGCAUCUUGUUCCCUUGUUUUCAAGAAGAUCAUUAGAAGGCUCCCUUUUGUCAGAUCAUUAUGUGGAGGAUUGAAAGAUGUUGCUGAAAAUCGAUUACCUCGAGUUCUUUCUAGUUAGAAAAGAGCACAACAGAACACUCGUUCAUUAGAAGUAGUACGAGAUUUUUGUGCAGUUCUGCAAAAUGAAGUUUAUGAAAAUCGGGUCUAGGCCAGAUACCUUUUACACAGAAGAUGCUACUAGGACAAUGGUUUCGGACAUGCCAAGUGACCUCACUAUUCUGAUCAACAACAUUAGUUUUCUUCUUCAUAAGUUUCCACUUCUUCCCAAGUGUGGGCUCCUACAACGCCUCUGCUCGAACGCUGAAGAUUCUGGCAAUGUUGUUGUGGAGCUGCACGACAUUCCAGGGGGGGAAGUGGCGUUUGAGUUGUGCGCGAAGUUCUGCUAUGGCAUCACCAUCAGUGUAAGUGCUCAGAAUUUCGUGCCCGCGUUUUGUGCUGCCAAAUUCCUCCGGAUGACAGACGUGUUUGAGAAAGGGAAUCUCGUUCCAAAACUCGAGGCGUUCUUCGCUUCGUGCAUUCUUGAAGGCUGGAAGGACUCAAUUCUUGCGCUGAAGAUGACUGAGAAGUUAGCUGAGUGGGCAGAGAAUCUUGGGAUAAUGCGAAAAUGUAUUGAUUCCAUUGUGGAGAAGAUUUUGUGUCCUCCUGUUAAGGUCAGGUGGUCUUAUACAUACACGAGACCGGGCUAUGAUCAAAGGCGGCGCCAGCAAUCCGCCCCGAAGGAUUGGUGGACCGAGGACUUAUCUGAGCUAAGUAUAGACCACUUCAGGUGCAUAAUCUCGGCGGUUAAGUCAACAAACGCGUUGCAGCCCCAGCUCAUAGGGGAGGCGUUGCACGUCUACGCCUGUCGUUGGCUGCCCGACGUUACGAAGGCUCUGCCUCUAGCAAGUUCGAGUAGCAGUGCCCAAUCUCUAGACAGGAAGCAGCGCGUUCUCGAGACAAUCGUGAGCCUGAUUCCAACCGAUGCAGGGUCUGUUUCUGUCGGGUUCCUGCUGAGGCUCCUCAGUACUGCAAACCACUUAGGAGCGUCCCCGGUCACAAAGGCGGAGCUCAUUAGGCGGUCGGGCCUGCAAUUCGAAGAGGCAACGCUAAAUGACCUGCUGUUACAUUCACAAGGUUCGGGUUCGGGCAGUGGUUGUGAUUUUGGACUGGUUGAGAUUGUUGCUGAGAGUUUUUCGAGGCAGUGGCGAAGGCAGGCUUCCGGGGAUGAAACCCGGUCAGUAAGAUCCAUCACGAAGAUCGCGAAGCUAAUCGACUCGUAUCUACAAGUCAUUGCCAGGGACCCCAAAAUGCCUGUGGAAAAGAUGGUCUCUAUAGCUUCAGCAGUUCCAGAAAUGGCCAGGCCUGUUCAUGAUGACCUUUACAAGGCAAUCAACACUUACCUAAAGGAGCACCCUGACCUAAGCAAAGCAGAAAAGAAGCACCUUUGCAGCAUCCUAGACUGCCAGAAACUGUCCCGGGAAGUAUGCGGCCACGCAGUGAGGAACGACCGGCUGCCAUUGAGGACCAUUGUGCAAGUGCUGUUUUUCAAGCAAGACAGAGGGAGCACAGCCACUGCGAGUAAGCUCCCAUCCCCUAAGCAGCAGCCUCACAACCACCAUCAUAGCUUGAUGAAAAGAUUGAACCUUGAUUCAGACCAACAAUCAGUCAAAACAGAUGACAGAAGAAAAUCAUCAGAUCAUCAUGUAAAUGUUAAAGGCAUUUCUCCACAAAUAGAGCCCAGAAAGGAGAGGGAGAUCUUAGAAGAGGGAGUGUCGGGAACCAAACUGGAUCCUCCUCGUAUACAAAGGACAAGAUAGCUAGGGUGCAUAGCUAUAACGUUAACCUAUGCAUGCAUGGAAAGACAUCCACUGACAACAGAUCAACAUCCUAUGAUUAAUUAAAUUGGCUGUGGAGAUAUAUUUUUUUUUUAUCACAGAUGAUGACAAUAUCAUACAGUUUCUCAGUGAAUCAAUGUAUCAUAUAUUUUCGUAUAA
Molecule: messenger RNA, 2617 nt
Organism: Ipomoea nil (Japanese morning glory)
Lineage: Eukaryota; Viridiplantae; Streptophyta; Magnoliopsida; Solanales; Convolvulaceae
Product: BTB/POZ domain-containing protein At5g47800-like
Exons: 7
Coding region: 767-2440 (557 amino acids)
Source: RefSeq, a predicted model, not a curated record